Messenger RNA from Clupea harengus (Atlantic herring), 3280 nucleotides. RefSeq names its product active breakpoint cluster region-related protein. Gene Ontology annotation, molecular function: GTPase activator activity; guanyl-nucleotide exchange factor activity. Lineage: Eukaryota; Metazoa; Chordata; Actinopteri; Clupeiformes; Clupeidae. The record is from RefSeq and is a predicted model, not a curated record. Gene Ontology annotation, cellular component: membrane. Gene Ontology annotation, biological process: signal transduction; positive regulation of GTPase activity.
GACGAGCUCACAAAUCAAAUGACCCACUGAACGAGGGCGAGAGUAAACGUGCGGAAGGAGAGACUACCAAUGCAGAGACUACUAAUUUCCUUUCGCCGUCGCAAUGGAGCUGUUUGAGGAGGCUUUAAUGUACCUACAAAAUGAGAAUGUUGCCGUCGGACCAGCAGGUUCAGACCUCUUGGAAGAAGUGUUUACAGAUGAUAGUUUUGAUCAGAGUCCCCUGGAGACAGGUCCCUUCACACUUCCAGAUGUAGGGACCAAAAGCACAUCUGAAUAUCUGCUGGAGAAAAGAUUGGUGGUCCUCAGAGGUAUACUGAAUAGUGAACAGCUUUACCUGAAUGAACUGGAAACACUGUUGAUGCCCAUGAAGGCCCUCAAAGCUACAGCAGGAACCUCCCAGCCGGUCUUGUCCUGCCAGGACAUCCAGACGGUGUUCUUCCAGGUGCCCGAGCUGCUGGCCCUCCACAGGGACUUCUACCAGAGCCUUAAGGCCAGGCUAGAGGGGGCCACAGAGCUGGGUGAGGGCCUGAGGAACGAGCAGCGCCAAGGGGUCUGCCGGAGCCUCAGUGCAGAGCAGGGCCUUGGGAACGAGCAGCGCCAAGGGGUCUGCCGGAGCCUCAGUACAGAGCAGGGCCUGGUGGUGGAGCAGUGCAAGGACCACUAUAAGUUGUCUGUGGGUGACCUCUUCCAGAAGUUGGUUAGCCAGUUAGCAACGUAUCGUGGCUUCAUCGAUAAUUAUGAAAGUGCUGUGGAGAUAGUGCGGAGCUGUACCCAGACUGAUGAGAGGUUUAGAAUACUUGCUGAGAGCAUGAAAUCAGGGAAAGGAUCUGACAACUCCCAGUCUGAAUACACAUUUGAAGCUCUUCUGUACAAGCCCCUGGACCGUGUGACCAAGACCACACUUGUACUACAUGACCUGCUGAGUCACACUCCUCCUGAUCACCAUGACAACCCCCUCCUCCAGGAAGCUCUUCGGAUCUCCAGUAGCUUCCUGGCUGGACUCAAUGAGACGUCCCAGUGCAAGAGAGCCGUCACACUGUCCAAGGGCAUGAGACGACAGCUGAUGCAUGACGGAUUUGUGGUGUGUGUGUGUGAGAAUGGGCGGAGCCUGCGACACCUCUUCCUAUACACAGACUUGCUACUGUGUGCCAAAUUAAAAACCGGGACAUUAGGGAGGCACUCUCAGUACAGGUACUGCUGGUACACGCCGCUGUUUGGGCUGAAGGUGCGCUGGGCAGGAGAGCAGGAGCACCCGCCGGAACUACAGCAGCGCAUCAGCUGCAUGAAGGCCAAGAUGUACCACCUCAGACAGACUCUAACACAACAAACGAAAAAAGGUUGCCAUUCCCGUUUUGUGGAUCGUAUUCACAGGAAGCUUCAGGAGUGUGAGCUUUGGCUACUCACACACUCACCAAACUUGCCUUUACAGUUACACAGCACCAGCGGCAAGAGUCACACUCUUCUGAUGUCUUCUCUGUAUAAGCUGGAGGAGUGGCGGGAGGCAAUGGACAGACUCAUAGGAGAGAACACAGAGACAGUUCCCCCAGAUCUGCUCACUCUCACCAACUCGUGUGUCAAGCUCAGAAUGACCCAGCAGCCACACCUAGAAAGCCUUCAGCCGCCUGAAAGUGCAGAGCUGUCUCUGUGUGGUACCCUCAGCGUAGUCGUCCACGCUGCCACUGGCCUGCAGCAACCAGCUUGUGUGUGCGUGCAUGUGGAGGUAGACGGCUUUGAGUUCUAUAGCAACAAAGCGCAGACUCACUCCUCAUUCAACAGCCUGGAACCUCAGUGGAACCAGGAGAUCUCCUUUCAGGUGGAUGGAGCAAAGAGUCUGAGGAUAGUGUGCGUGAUCCAGUCGGAAAACAGUGAAGAGGACCGGGUAGUAGGUCACGGCUCACUCAAACUUGACCCUGCUAUCACCAAAAAGUGGAAAAAACUGAACCUGCCAAUGGGCCAGCUGGACCUUACCCUGUCAAUCAAGUACUUGCCACACCCCCUGGACCCACCAAGCUCCACCUUCACCCAGCAAUUGCCAGUGUUCUGUGUUCCGAUUGAAGUAGUGUCUCAGCUGGAGGGUGUGCUGGUACCCCGUGUGGUGCGCUCCUGUGCUGAAGAGGUGGAGAGGAGGGGGCUGGAGGAGGAGGGCAUGUACAGAACCUCGGGCUCGGCCAAGGAAAUCCAGCUCCUCAAACACACAUUCGACACAAACUUGCGUGAGGCUGUGAAAUGUGUGAAGACUGCUGAGGUGAAUGUGGUGUCUGGGACUCUGAAGCUCUACUUCAGGGACCUGCCUGAACCUCUGGUCCCUGCAGAUCUUUACCACAGUCUAAAGAAUGCUCUAGAUCUUCCUGACUUGACCUCUAAACAAAACGCACUGCUGAACAUCCUGAGGUCGUGCCCCGAUGUCAACCGAAACACCCUCCUCUACCUCUUCCACCAUCUCAGGAAGGUGGCGGGGAGGGUGGAGGUGAAUAAGAUGUCCGUGAUGAAUCUGGCCACGGUGUUUGGUCCGAGCCUCUUGCGCCCCCCUGUGGCUCGAGUGGACAUCUCAGAGGAGGUGGUGGUGCAGGUGCAAGUGGUAUAUUUUUACCUGAAGUGUGAAAACCUGCCCACUCCUCUCACCUGUCUACCAUUCGACACAGAGGACGAGCAGGAAACCAUCAUGUAAACUACAUUUCACAGAAUCCUUUGAGGUGGGAGUUGAAUGAAACCAUCAUGUAAACUACGUUUCACAGAAUCCUUUGAGGUGGGAGUUGAAUGAAACCAUCAUGUAAACUACAUUUCACAGAAUUCUUUGAGGUGGUAGUUGAAUGUUAUGUUGUUAAGGCCGACUCGUGUGACCGCAACAUAAAAUAUUGGAGGCAGACGACAAACUUUUUCUUACUAAAUGACGGGUAUUUAUUAAGUCCAUACAAGGUAUGAAGCAAAAGAAAACGCGUCUAGGGGGUUUGAUGUCUGUAUGUUGAGAGAGAGAGACAGGUGUCCACAGGUCCAUUUCUGUGAAAUGUAGUUUACAUGAUGGUAUCCCCCACACCUCCCCAGGUGUGGGUAAUCAGUCAAUCAACCAUAGCUCGUCAUCCCCACUGUUGCCUGCAGGCCAUGCAUGGCCACUACACCGUCUGCAGGGGCGCAGGGGGUCCUAACAUAAUGUCAUGUAUAGUACCUGUAAUUAUUGUUAACCAACCCAUAAUAGGCCAGAGUUAGUUAAGACUAAGACUUUAUUUCUGUAAGCCUACAAUGUCUUUUGUAAAUUUGUUAUUAAAUGUGUUCAUGACAUUAA